Molecule: messenger RNA, 1055 nt
Organism: Neomonachus schauinslandi (Hawaiian monk seal)
Lineage: Eukaryota; Metazoa; Chordata; Mammalia; Carnivora; Phocidae
Gene: P2RY13
Product: purinergic receptor P2Y13
Exons: 2
Coding region: 69-1055 (328 amino acids)
Biological process (GO): G protein-coupled receptor signaling pathway; negative regulation of adenylate cyclase activity
Cellular component (GO): membrane
Molecular function (GO): G protein-coupled purinergic nucleotide receptor activity
Source: RefSeq, a predicted model, not a curated record
CUAAUAACUGCCUCAAUCAGAAGACACUGAGCUCAGGAUCCUCACAAACAAAGCUCACAUUGGAAACCAUGAACACCACAGUAAUAAAGGGCUUCAAUGGGUCUGAGCAGUGCCCCAGGGACACGCGGAUAUCGCAGCUGGUGUUCCCAGUCACCUACACAGUCUUGUUCUUCAUCGGCAUCCUGUUGAACACUCUGGCCCUGUGGGUGUUCAUUCACAUCCCCAGCUCCUCCACCUUCAUUGUCUACCUCAAAAAUACUCUGGUGGCUGACUUGAUAAUGACGCUCAUGCUUCCGUUUAAAAUCCUCUCCGACUCACACCUCGGACCCUGGCAACUCAGGGCCUUUGUGUGUCGUUUCUCGGCUGUCAUCUUUUAUGAGACCAUGUAUGUGGGCAUCAUACUGCUAGGUUUCAUAGCCUUUGACAGAUUCCUCAAGAUCAUCAGGCCUUUUGGAAAAUUUUUUGUCCAAAAACCUGUUUUUGCAAAAAUGGUCUCGACCCUUAUCUGGCUCCUUUUGUUCCUCAUCUCUCUGCCAAAUAUAAUCUUGAGCAACAAGGAAGCAACGCCGGCAUCUGUGAAAAAGUGUGCCUCCUUGAAGGGCCCCCUCGGGCUGAAAUGGCAUCAAGUGGUGAACUACAUAUGCCAGUUCAUUUUCUGGACUGUUUUUGUCCUGAUGCUUCUGUUUUAUGUGGUGAUUGCAAAAAAAGUAUACAGCUCUUAUAGAAAGUCCAGAAGUAAGGACCGCAAACACAACACAAAGCUGGAAGGUAAAGUAUUUGUUGUUGUGGCUGUAUUCUUUGUGUGUUUUGCUCCAUUUCAUUUUGCCCGAGUUCCAUACACUCACAGUCAAACCAACAGCAAGACUGACUGCAGGUUGCAAAACCAACUGUUUAUAGCUAAAGAAACGACUCUCUUUUUGGCAGCAACUAACAUUUGCAUGGAUCCCUUAAUAUACAUAUUCUUAUGUAAAAAAUUCACAGAACGCCUACCAUGUAUGACAGGGAGAAAGAUCACAGGAUCAACCCAAGAAAAUCAAACUACUCAGACAAUAUAA